AUGGAGGACCUGGUUAAGAUGCUGCAAUCUUACCAACCACCUCAGGUGACUGUGAAGCCCCUACUACCGGCUGAAGCUGAAGUGGUCGACUCAACUCGACCACCCGCACAGGUGACAGAGGUUGUCUCCACCGCUGAGCAGCAGUCCAUAUCCCGAAGAAUCGAAUCAGUAGCGACAACGAACGAAGCGUUGGGACAAUUUGCGGAGUUCGCUUCUUCAGACAGCGAGGAGGAGGAAGACGAUGACCAAAUGCAGAUUGAUGAUGAGAAGCAGACUACACGAGCAUGGGAAGAGAACGAACGUGACGAGGCACCUUAUGCGUAUGCAGGUGGGCCACAGCGUGAUUCCUUAGCCACGACCACGCCACCACGAGCGACAGAUUUCAACCAAUCCGCCCGGUCAGCUAGCGUUGCUCAAGAGGACGAGGUAAUGCCUUUAGCAACAACAGGGGGAGCGACCACUGCUGCUGCCGCCCGGGCGACCGAGCAGCACUCACAGAGCCGAUUGGAGAUCACCACCACCAGCGCUGUGCGCUCUUUGCUCACUACGCCAGAGCCAGACUACGCUCAGCUGGAGAACCAGUGCCGCCACACCACUGGGCUGGUCCUCAUGAACUUCGGACGAUGGCGCAACGCCGAACGCACCAUGGACUUGGCCUCAGUAAACCAACUAGCGGACAGAGCGGACGUCAACUCUAUUCUAAUUAAACGUCAAGAAAUGAGAGCGCGGCUAGAUGUCGUUUAUGCCAGACUCGGACUACCCAUCCUCGAUGCGGCUUAUCGCCAGAACGCCUCGGACGCAGAUCUCCAACAAAAAGAACAACACAUUCACGCAGCGUACGGGAUUGACGCUUACUCAACUGGAUCUCAGCAGGAUAAGACUAACGGGAACGGAGUGGUGUCUAUGCCUACACGUUACGCUCGCCCUGCCUAUGGUGUUCUUGUCCAAAACACUUACUUCAGACUCUUGCGCGCAUCGAAGUCAGUUUCAAUGGAUGAGUGCAGUGACGACUCGGUCGCAGCCAGUGAUCUGGUUGCGUCUCCUGAGAGGUGGGGCGAGGUUAGCCCAGUGGGUCCCAGACAACUACUGCCGGGCACAACCGGAAGGUGUACCUCGCACCGAAUGGUGCCUUCUUCACGUGAUGCCCUACGUGGUCAGUGA
Phytophthora infestans T30-4 is the source of this 1161-nucleotide messenger RNA. RefSeq lists its product as uncharacterized. The transcript has 5 exons. The record is from RefSeq and is a predicted model, not a curated record. The coding region runs from base 1 to 1161 and encodes 386 amino acids. NCBI's taxonomy places the organism in Eukaryota, Oomycota, Peronosporomycetes, Peronosporales, Peronosporaceae.